GAUGUGGUGGAACGGGAGCUUCGUGCCCUGGAUGUGCAUCCCACAAAUUUCCAUCAACUGCAAGAUGCUAUCCUAUCAAUAUAAUAGCAAAUAGCAUAGUAUGGUGUUUUUCAUCCCGGUCUUCGGAGAAUCCCAGACGGUCAGUGUUUUUGCACCCACUCAGCUCCCUGCCAGACGGUGCACAUUUUUGCUCCCUCUCAGCUCCCUACUGGCAGCAAAAACACAGACCAUCUGUGGGUCCUUGUGGACCGGGUUUAGAUACACUGACAUAGAAAUCUACAACAGGUGAUUUAAUAGGGCAGGAACCUGACCUGGAAUGUCCAAAGGUUGGAGGUUUGGUUGUCUUGUGACGUGGAAAGGCUGCUGUCCUGUUGUCUUACUGCUUUCCUGAACUGCAAAUAGCACUUUAGCCUGCUGCUGACUCCUCUGUCUCCGCUGAUGAAGGGCAUCAUUCUCACUUUCUGCUCUGCUCCAGUCGGGGUACUUUUCCAGCAUGUUCAGCGGGUCCUGGAAGGAGUCCACAAUGACGGUCAUCGAGCUGGAGAUUCCAGACCAGAACAUCGACACAGAAGCCCUGCAAGUGGCGUUCGGGUCUCUGUACCGCGACGAUGUUCUCAUCAAGCCCAGCCGGGUCGUCAGUAUCCUGGCCGCGGCCUGCAUGCUUCAGCUGGACAGUCUGAUCCAGCAGUGCGGAGAGACGAUGAAGGAGACCAUCAGUGCAAAGACUGUAUGUCAUUACCACUCCUCUGCCCGCUUGUACGGACUGGACUCUGUCACAAAGAAGUGUCAGGAAUGGCUCCUCAACAACCUAAUGACCCAGCAGAACGUGGACCUCAUGAAGGAGCUGAGCGUGACGCUGAUGGAGCAGCUAGUCCAGUCCUCCGAUCUCUUUGUCAUGCAAGUAGAGAUGGACGUCUACACAGCUCUUAAGAAGUGGGUAUUCCUCCAGCUCAGCCCAUCUUGGAGUGGGCCCAUCAAGCAGCUGCUGACUGACGCCGACACCUGGCUCUGCAAACGCCGGGCCGACCUGGGGGAGGAGGAAGCUUUCCUGAGCACCGAGGAGGGGGCCCCCUUUGUCCCCGUGUUCAGACGCGUACGGUUGCAGUACAUCAUCAACGACCUGACCUCAGCCCGCAUACUGGAGCGGGACAAUAUCCUGCCCCCAGAAUGGCUCUCUGCUACGUACAAACAGCAGUGGUUUGCCAUGCUGCGGACAGAACAUGACAGCGACCUGGGACCACAGGAGGCCAACAAAGAAGAGUUUGAGCUGAACAGCAUGAGGUGCGGCAGAAAACUGGCCAAAGAUGGAGACUACUGCUGGCGCUGGACGGGCUUCAGCUUCGGUUUCGACUUGCUGGUGACUUACACCAACCGCUUCAUUGUCUUCAAGAGGAAUACCCUGAGUCAGCCAUGUGGGGGCGCUGUGAGCCUGCAGCCCCGGCGCCACAUAGCCUACCGGCUGCGUCUGGCCUCAUUCGACACUAGCGGCAAACUGAUCUGCAGCCGCUCCACUGGCUACCAGCUGCUCACGCUGGAGAAAGACCAGGAGUAUGUGGUGAUGAACCUAGACAGUCGCUUGUUAACCUUCCCCCUCUACAUCUGCUGCAAUUUCCUCUACACCUCCCCCCCUUCAGCCAGCCAAUCAAGCAGCCCGGAGCCUGACAGCAGCGCCCGUGGUGUGUCUUGACCCCUCCCACCACUUCUGUCUGCACCGCCCCCUGGGCAUUCAUUGGCUGUCCUACAGCAGGUGACCUUGGAAAGGACAUUCAUUCACCGUCACACACAAUGACUGUCUGCUUUCACCGACGUGGUUACAGGAGAGAUUCAAUCCAACAAGCCUCUGGGGAUUCAAGGCUUCAAACCUGGCAGCUCUUUGUGGGUUCAUGCCACACUCUGGCUCUAAGGCUUUAAAUAACGUACACUAUAUCGCUAUUAAUUUGUAAUAACUAAUAACUUUAUGUUCAGUAUGAAUACAGCAGCUGUAAAUUGUGGUCAGCGUACAUACAUUUCGGGUUUGUAUAUUUACGCGGGUUUUAUUUUAUUAUUUUUUUAACCAAUAUAGCGAUAAUGUAUCCACAGA
Messenger RNA from Paramormyrops kingsleyae, 2080 nucleotides. The record is from RefSeq and is a predicted model, not a curated record. Lineage: Eukaryota; Metazoa; Chordata; Actinopteri; Osteoglossiformes; Mormyridae.